GACACUGUGUCAGUCAGAAAUAAGGGAUCAGUGUACGUGUCUUGGUUGUGCAUGAAUGCUCUCUGAGCUGACAAUAUGACUUUCCUGGCAAUAUUAGGUGCGAUUUAUGCAGUGGCGCAAGUUCUACUGCCAUGCCUUCCUCCAGUUCCUUUGUCCAGUGAAGUCCUUACUACUGAACAGUAUUUAGGAAAGUGGUAUUUCAUUGGAGUGGCUUCGUGGGAUGAUGAGGACAUUGAAGGCUAUAAGCCACUGGAUAACUCAGUUGCUGAACUGAAGAAAGGUGAAAACAACACACUGAUUAUGUCUGCAGCGUUGAAACAGGGAGAUCAGUGUGCCAACAUGGCCUGGACUUACUACAUUGACCCAGAUUUGGAUCCAAUCUUGACAGAGGGUCCGGCAAACAAUAUUGGAGUGUUCUUGGAUGGAAAAUGGAUAAACUGCCCCUCCUGUUUGAUUGUCUUCAAGCUUCAUCCCAGCGUUGGCUUCUUAAGAGUCAUGUUAUUUUCACGUGACGAGAAUACGCCAGCUGACUCGGUGAAAAACUUUCAGUCAAAAAUGGAAUGCUUUUUCAUUAUCGAUAGGUUUAUAAUAUCUCCACGGACAAAAGAGUUCUGUAAACUGGAAGGAACUGCCUGAGCAGUGCUGACAACUCUUACGUUAAUAAUGGCUCACCUGUGAUGAAGAGACUUCGGUAUGUACAAGAUGAAGAUCCCCUGCAGGAGAACCUGAGCUGUCUACAGUUAAUUAGUUUGACAAUUUAGAGCUGUGAGAUAUAUAAUAUACCUUCGCACAUCAGUCAAAUAAAGUCUGUGACCACA
This is a messenger RNA of Ictalurus punctatus (channel catfish), 818 nucleotides long. It is a transcript of the gene apom, whose product is annotated as apolipoprotein M. Gene Ontology annotation, biological process: high-density lipoprotein particle assembly; high-density lipoprotein particle remodeling; cholesterol efflux. Bases 76 to 636 code for a protein of 186 amino acids. The record is from RefSeq and is a predicted model, not a curated record. The transcript has 7 exons. Lineage: Eukaryota; Metazoa; Chordata; Actinopteri; Siluriformes; Ictaluridae. Gene Ontology annotation, cellular component: very-low-density lipoprotein particle; high-density lipoprotein particle; low-density lipoprotein particle. Gene Ontology annotation, molecular function: lipid carrier activity; phospholipid binding.